AUACUCGUCAUCGGUUUACUACAGAGGAAUCAGACUGGGGUUUCGAAUCAUUUUAUGAACAAAGUAAAUUGUUUCUUCCAUCAGAUGGUCGAACUCGUCCUAUAAUUGAAAAUAAUUCUUGUAAUAUAACGGCUCUCGUUCGAGUUGUGAAGGAUCCAACUGGUGUCUUAUGGCGUGGAUAUAUAGGCCUAAGGAAACCAAAGCUAAAUACUUUCGUAAACUCAUAUAUCCAAUCUCUCUAUUGCAUUAAUUAUUUUCGUAAGGCGGUAUAUCAUAUUUCUGUUGAAAAUGAAAAAAGCAUUUCUUCAGCUUUACAAUGGAUUUUUUAUCAGUUGCAAACUUCAAAUACUCCAAUCGAUACAACCGAGUUUACAAAAUUUUUUGGCUGGGAUUCAUUUUAUUUUCUUGGCUAUCUUGAUAUCCGAGAAUUUAGCAAUAUAUUGCGUGAAAAUCUUGAAAAUAAAAUGAGGGUGGCAGAUGGGGCAAUUUCUAAACUUUUUGCUGGAAAAGUCAAAAGCUAUAUUAAAUGUGUUAAUGUAGAUUAUGAAUCAAUACGUAUUGAAGAUUACUAUGAUAUUCAACUUAGCGUGAAAGGAUGUAAGAAUCUAGAUGACUCUUUUCUUGAUUAUACACAAGAGAAAAUUUUAGAUGGUGAUAAUAAAUAUAAAGCAGAGGAUUAUGGCUUACAAGUUGCAAAAAAAGGUGUAAUGUUUGAAAGUUUUCCUCCAGUAUUAUAUCUGCACUUGGAUCGAUUUGAAUAUGAUGCUCAGAAUAACUGUAUGGUUAAGAUAAAUGAUCGUUAUGAAUUUCCCUUGGAAAUUGAUUUACAAAAAUAUUUAUCACCAGAUGCUGAUAGAUCAAAAUCGUAUAAAUAUUCAUUGCACGGUGUAUUCAUUCACGAAGAUUGUCAUGACGAUUAUUUGGAUAAUAAUCGUUAUUUUGCUUUGUUAAGACCUGAAAAAAAUCGACGAUGGAAAAAAUUUGCUGAUGAUCGAGUUACAUUGGUAACCGAAAAAAAGGUACUUGAUGAUAAUUACUGUGGUAAUGAUUCAAUGAAUGUAUACAUGUUAGUAUAUAUUCGUGAUUAUGAUAUCGAUGAAGUUCUAUCCCCUAUAAUACCAGAUGACAUGCCAAUAUAUUUACAAAGACGUUUACAAGAAGAAAAGGCGAUACGUUUCCGAAAGAAAGAAGAAAGUAAUUUAUAUUUACAAACUUGGGUUAUAACAGAAGAAAAUAUUAAAAAUCAUCAAGGAUUUGAUCUUGUUAAUUUUGAUCAUCAAUAUGCAUGUUCGGAAAUUUCUCAAUUUGAAAUUUUAAAAGAGGAUACUUACGGUGCUUUCAAAAAGAUAGUUGCUGAAAAAUUUAAACUCCAAGUGGAUCAAAUAAGGUUUUGGGUUCUUGUAAGUCGAUUAAAUAAAACUAUUAGGUUAGAUAUUCCAAUUUUAGAUAACUAUAACGAUACGUCGAUGGAUACAAUUAGAAUGGAAUUAGCCUCACGGUGUGAAGGAUUGAAAUUGUAUAUGGAGAUAUUUGAAAAGCAAAUAAAUGGAAAG
Molecule: messenger RNA, 1553 nt
Organism: Racocetra persica
Lineage: Eukaryota; Fungi; Glomeromycota; Glomeromycetes; Diversisporales; Gigasporaceae
Source: the annotation of a GenBank genome assembly